Bacidia gigantensis is the source of this 1011-nucleotide messenger RNA. RefSeq lists its product as uncharacterized. The coding region runs from base 1 to 1011 and encodes 336 amino acids. Gene Ontology annotation, cellular component: membrane. Gene Ontology annotation, molecular function: myo-inositol:proton symporter activity. Gene Ontology annotation, biological process: transmembrane transport. The record is from RefSeq and is a predicted model, not a curated record. Lineage: Eukaryota; Fungi; Ascomycota; Lecanoromycetes; Lecanorales; Ramalinaceae. The transcript has 2 exons.
AUGGCGCUACCAGAGUCUCCGCGUUGGCAUCUUCUCAAAGCGCGGCGCCUCGAGAGACGUCCACAGCCUGAUUCAUUAAGAAUUGAGCGACACUAUGAAGCUGCCUUCCACGCACUAAGACAGCUCCGUCAAACUAAGCUUCAAGCAGCGAGAGACCUGUUUCUUAUUGACGCCUGGCUUCGCAUGGAAGAGAUAAGUGAGGAGUCAUAUAACCCGGAAGCAAACAGAGACAGAGGGUUUUCACGGCUACCGUGGAGACCUUGGCGGGAAAAUAUUUUAGAGCUCUUCCGACAAGCCCGAUGUCGUCGAGCAAUAACAGCGGGAUUAAUUGUCAUGUCAUUACAGCAGUUGUGUGGGGUAAACGUACUCGCAUAUUAUUCCAGCUCAGUCUUCUGGGAUUCGUUGGAUAAAGCUACCGUUGGCAAGGAUAACACCGCUCUCAGUGUACGUACAGCUGUGGACACAAGAGCGCACUCCCGCUCACGUAUCAACAGAGUCGGUCUUCUCACUGGUAUAUAUUGGGGUUUGAAUUCCUUGAUGGCUUUGACUUGGCCUCCAAUGCAGGCUAGAUGGGGUUACGAGGGGAGCUUUGGCUUCUAUGCGAUCCUGAAUCUUAUUGGAUGGUUCUUAAUCAUCUUGUUCGUACUCGCUAUUCAGAGUCUGAGGCAGCUGACUGACCUUCCGGCUGAUAGCUUCGUGCCCGAGACUAGUCGAUACAAGUUGGAAGAGCUCGAUAGAGUCUUCAACUUUAGUACCAAGCAGAUCAUGGAAAAAGGCAAAGCUCAAGUCAUAUGGUUAGUAUCUGGGGGCUGGUUCAAACGGAAGCCUUAUCCCGAACUUGUCCAUCGCUCCGCGGAUAGAGACUCAAACGGUGGUUACGAACUUGAUGACUUUGAUGUUGAAUCUGAUGGGGGCAUUGGAAGCGACAACGAUGAUACAAUCAGACUUGCCAACAGCGGGUCUAGAUCUUCUGCACGACAUCGACGACACCCAGUUUCUCAUGAGAAUUAG